This is a messenger RNA of Stomoxys calcitrans (stable fly), 2243 nucleotides long. RefSeq lists its product as uncharacterized. Gene Ontology annotation, biological process: regulation of transcription by RNA polymerase II. The coding region runs from base 773 to 2041 and encodes 422 amino acids. NCBI's taxonomy places the organism in Eukaryota, Metazoa, Arthropoda, Insecta, Diptera, Muscidae. The record is from RefSeq and is a predicted model, not a curated record. Gene Ontology annotation, cellular component: transcription regulator complex; nucleus. The transcript is spliced from 3 exons.
GUAUUGGUAUGUUGGUUGUUGGCUUUGUAGAUAUCUGCGAAUACAGCGAACAACAGAGACUGUUUAAUUUACAUCGAAAUCGUUGAUGCUGCGGUUGUUAUUUAGCGAUUGUUGCUACAACUACUACUACUGCUGCUGGUGCUGUUGGUAGAAUAUUCCACAGUUGUGUAUGACACCGAAUUGUGUGUCCGUGUCGUGUCAGUGUUUUCAUUUUUUUCAUUUCAAUUCAUUUAAACAAAACACAGAAUUGUGAUGCGUCUUUUGCUUUUUUAAUGUUGUCUUUUUGCAAAAAUAUCUAAAGUGAAAAAGUGGGCAAGUCUUAAUUGUGAACUGUUGGCGUCAAGUGAUUGUUAAAAAUCGCAAGAAAGCAAACUUUUAGUUAAAGCAGUAGCCAAAUGUUGAUGAAUAAUGGGGAUAAGGUGAAGACUGUGGAAACAAUCCUAUGCAGCAUUAAACAAUUUGGCAAGUUGCCCGAAUAUUAUAAAAUACCAAAACAGCGAAAACAUGGAAACGGACAUGCGCCGUAUUGAGGACAACUAACAAAAUUAUUGGUAUUGGUAGUGGUAAAGUUGGUAUGCUGCAGCAGUAGUAGCAGUACGACGUGCAGCAAGCAGCAAUAACUUGGCAAAUAAAAAACGUUAAGAGAGAGGACGAGAGCGUAAACAUAAUAACAACUACCAGAACACACACACAUACAAAUAAGAGAGCAAGCUGUAGCUCAAUUAAGAACCAAAUAAGAGAAAGCCAUUUUGGCCAAGUAAAUGAAAAUUUUAUGAAAGAGGCUGUGAAUCGAAACUCAGCAAAACUGGCGGCCAAUACCAAAGAGAUGGCGUUUACACGACAUCAAAUAGACAAGCGUCGUUUAAUCGAAUUGGUCAAACUUAAUCCCAUAUUGUGGGACUGUCGUUUGCCUCAUUACAAACGAUCGGAUAAGAAAAAGGCCUUGAAAUGGAAUGAAUUGGGCCGCAUCUUCAGCGUCAAUGGUGAGAGGGUGCAAAGAACGUUUACUUCCUUAAGGGAAAUAUUUCGCAGAGAAUUGAAUCAUGAAAAGAUGUUGGGCUCCCGUUUUAAAUCCAAAUGGGAGUACUAUGAUGAAAUGUCAUUUCUAAAGGAGGUCAUAAGAGAAAGAAAGUCUCGCGAAAGAGCCAAAUCCAAUGAUGGCCAUGCAGCCAGUGUUACCAACAAUAACAACAACUCCACCACCGGCAUAGAUGAAUAUCAAUAUUUUGCCCCCAAUGAUCCGAAUAAUCCUCAAAAUCAACCCAUGCCUCUAGUGGCUGCCAAUCCUCCCACACAACCAUGUUCUUUGGUGGUGCCUACACCCACAAAUCUUCCUCCACAAAAUGGUGCCAGUACCCCACAAAUACCCAAUAAUCCUCCUAAUACUCCAGUAUCGAGUCUCUCGGGCAGCCAUAUACCCAACGAUGUCAUACUCAACCUAAAUCCCAGCACAUUGGCAGCACUGCAAAAAUUAAAUGCCUGCAACAACAACAACAACUCCAAUAUACAACCAUCACUUAGACCCAUAUCAAGGUCUCGUUCUAUGACUAUACGCUCUGGCUCCUCAUCACCUACAAUUUACAUAAAAGAUGAGCCAGACUCUUUGGACGACACCAUAUCUUUGGACACCACCUCAAAUGGAAAAGUUGCCACUAAGGAGCAUCAUCGACCUUUGGCGAAAACCAAAUCCCAGGAUCACAAAUUCAAUGCGGAAUCGAAGAAUCUUAAUAACUCCACACAAAAUCUAGUUAUAGAUGAAAGGGAUUGCAGUGAUAUAGAUGAUGAUCCCGAUGUAGAUAUGCUGGAUGAUGAUCGUCUCUCCAUAUCCACAUCCUUGGUGUCAUUGCAAAAAGAUUCCACGGCAAAUGCCAAAACCUCGCAAAGACUUCACCAGCAACAGCAGCAAUUGCUCAAACCAACAGCCCAUGAAAUUUUAUAUGCCAAAUUUGGAGAAUUUUUAGCUGCACGUCUCAACACCCUCAAUGAGACUAUGGCCAAUGAGUUGAUGAAUAAGAUUCUAAUGCUGAUAGCAGAGAAGUAGACUGAUCCAAUGACUGAAAAUACAUCAAGCCGAUAUGAUGGCGUGUAGAUUAUUUGAAACUUAUUUAAGUAUUAUUUUCUGUGUAUUCCCUUUUAAUGGCUCCAAGAGUUGUAGUUAAGUUUCUAAAAUUUUGGCAUAUGAUUUAAGUUUUUUAACACAAGAGAUUGUUAUAGCAAUUUAGUGCCAAAUAUUUUCAAAAAAU